Molecule: messenger RNA, 3362 nt
Organism: Telopea speciosissima
Lineage: Eukaryota; Viridiplantae; Streptophyta; Magnoliopsida; Proteales; Proteaceae
Product: leucine-rich repeat receptor-like protein kinase TDR
Exons: 2
Coding region: 262-3330 (1022 amino acids)
Biological process (GO): protein phosphorylation
Molecular function (GO): protein binding; ATP binding; protein kinase activity
Source: RefSeq, a predicted model, not a curated record
GGGAAAGAUAGAGAAAGGGGAAGUAGGAAAUGAGUAGUAAUAGACAUCUACAGGGAAGAGAUUAGAGAAAGAAGGCAAUAUUUUUCUCUCUUUUCAUUUUCCCUCUCCAAAGACAACACAAACCCACUGAAGCAAUCAUCAUGAAACACCCUCUGCACCCAGCAGCACUCCCAAAAAGUGUUUCUCUCCAUCGAAAUCUCCCCUCUCUUAAAUCCACUUCUGUAAACUCCAUUCAAUUCUCAAAUUCACACCCAAAAAACCAUGAAACCCAGUUCUCCUUUCUCAGUUUCCUUCUUCUUCUUCUUCAUCUUCUUAUUGAAAGCUACUUUGGUCCUCUCUGCAACUCUCCCUCUUCAACUAGUCUCUCUUCUCUCCCUUAAAGCUUCUUUGAAAGACCCUCUCUCCAGUCUCCAUGACUGGAAUCCAAACACCCUCUCUACGAAUACUGGUUUAUCUAACCCUGUCUGGUGUUCCUGGUCUGGCGUUGUAUGUGACCAGAAAACCUCACAAGUUACUUCUCUUGAUCUCUCUCAUAGAAACCUCUCCGGAUUGAUCCCACCCGAAAUCCGAUUUUUGUCUGAGUUGAACAACUUAAACCUCAGCUGGAAUGCCUUUGAUGGAGCUUUCCCGACCACCAUUUUUGAAUUAUAUAAGCUCAGGACUCUUGACAUCAGCCGCAACAACUUUAGUUCCAUUUUCCCUCCAGGGAUCUCCAAGCUCAGGUUUUUAACUGUUUUUAACGCUUUCAGCAACAGUUUUACGGGUUCGUUGCCACAAGAAAUUAUUGGGCUUCGGUUUCUCGAAGAGCUCAACCUCGGUGGGAGCUUCUUCCAAGGAAGUAUUCCAGCAGUUUAUGGUGGUUUGCCGAGUUUAAAGUUUCUACAUUUAGCUGGAAAUCUGCUACAGGGACCGAUUCCAACUGAGUUGAGCUUCUUGUCUCGGCUCGAACACUUGGAGAUCGGUUACAACGAGUUCUCUGCUGGGAUUCCGGUGGAGUUAUCUCUGUUAUCGAAUCUCAAAUACGUCGACAUUGCGAAUGCGAGUCUAUCUGGUUAUCUACCAUCCGAGCUCGGGAAUUUAACACUUCUCGAGUCUCUGUUUCUCUUCAAGAACAGGUUUAUUGGUGAAAUUCCGGUGAGUUUUUCCAGUUUGGUAGCUCUGAAAGCUCUUGAUUUAUCAGAUAAUCGUCUAUCAGGCCCGAUUCCAGAAGGGUUUUCUUCAUUGAAGGAGCUGACCAUCUUGAGCUUAAUGGACAAUAAGUUGACUGGUGAAAUCCCCGACGGAAUCGGCGAGUUUAUCAACCUUGAAGAAUUAAAUCUUUGGAACAAUUCUCUCAGUGGGAAUCUCCCAGAUAAGCUAGGCUCAAAUGCAAAGUUAAAGAAGCUCGACGUGUCUUCGAACUCGCUCAGCGGUCCGAUUCCACCGAGUCUCUGCCUCGGGAACAGACUAGCGAAGCUCAUACUCUUCUCCAACAGGUUCGAUUCCGAAAUCCCUCCAAUACUCGCAAAUUGCACUUCUUUAUGGAGGCUUCGCAUCCAAGAUAACAGACUCACAGGCGCGAUUCCUCCCGGUUUUGGUCUAUUACCGAACCUGACUUUCAUGGACUUCAGCAUGAACAAUCUCAGCGGUGAUAUCCCAAGAGAUCUCGGCGAUUCUGUGAGGUUGGAGCUUGUCAACAUUUCUCGAAACCCAUUAGGAACCGCGUUGCCUUCUAACAUAUGGAGCGCACCUAACUUACAGAUCUUCUCUGCGAGUUCCUGCAAACUUAAAGGGAAAAUUCCCGAUUUCAUCGGUUGCAGAAGCUUGUAUAAGCUUCAAAUGGAGGGUAAUUCACUAAAUGGAAGUAUUCCAUGGGACAUCGGGCAUUGUGAGAAGCUAAUCUACUUGAGUCUUCAACACAACUCUCUCACUGGAAUCAUUCCCUGGGAGCUCUCAACGCUGCCUUCGAUAACAGACGUAGAUAUCUCUCACAACUUCCUCACUGGUACGAUUCCGUCCAACUUCGGCAACUGCACUACUUUGGAGAGCUUCAACGUCUCGAACAACCAGCUUACCGGGCCGAUCCCCUCUUCUGGUACACUCUUUCACCCAUCGUCGUUCUCUGGCAACGAAGGCCUCUGCGGCGGUAUCAUCGAGAAGCCUUGCGCGUCUGAGAUCAACACCGACGAUUCAAACUCCCGGCGGCAACCGAAGAAGACAGCCGGAGCGAUUGUGUGGAUCGUGGCUACAGCGUUUGGGGUAGGACUCUUCAUCCUGAUCGCAGGUAGUCGAUGCUUCCGCAUGAAUUAUAACCGUCGAUCUGUUGAUGAACAACGGACUGGGCCAUGGAAGUUGACCGCGUUCCAAAGGUUGGAUUUUACGGCGGAUGAUGUAAUGGAAUGCUUAUCGAUGAGUGAUAAGAUUAUCGGGAUGGGGUCAGCUGGAACGGUGUACAUGGCGGAAAUGCCAGGUGGCGAGAUCAUAGCGGUUAAGAAGUUAUGGAGUAAGAACAAAGAGACGGUGCGGAAGCGACGUGGGGUGUUGGCAGAGGUUGAUGUGUUAGGGAAUGUGAGACACCGUAAUAUAGUGAGAUUGUUAGGGUACUGCAGCAACAACGAGAGCACGCUGCUGUUGUAUGAGUACAUGCCUAAUGGGAGUUUGGAUGACUUGUUGCAUGGAAAGAACAAGGCACAGAAUCUGGUGGCGGAUUGGCUCACCCGGUACAAGAUAGCAAUGGGCAUAGCUCAGGGUAUCUGUUACCUUCACCACGACUGUGACCCUGUUAUCGUGCACCGUGAUUUGAAGCCUAGUAAUAUCUUGUUAGAUGCUGAGAUGGAAGCCAGAGUGGCUGAUUUUGGUGUCGCCAAGUUGUUCCAGAUCGACGAAUCCAUGUCGGUCAUUGCCGGUUCCUAUGGCUACAUUGCGCCAGAGUACGCAUAUACGUUGCAGGUAGACGAGAAGAGUGAUAUAUACAGCUUUGGAGUGGUGUUGAUGGAGAUAUUAAGUGGGAAGAGAUCAGUGGAAGCAGAAUUCGGUGAUGGGAAUAGCAUUGUAGACUGGGUGAGAUCUAAGAUAAAGAACAAAGAUGGUGUGACUGAUAUCCUUGACAAGAAUGCUGGCGCGUCUUGUGUGUCGGUGAGGGAGGAGAUGAUGCUUCUACUAAGAGUUGCAUUGCUCUGCACCAGUCGGAAUCCCGCCGACCGGCCCUCCAUGAGAGACGUUGUCUCAAUGUUGCACGAAGCCAAGCCCAAAAGGAAGUUGCCCAGCGGUGCCGACAAUGCCACCCAUGGCGGUGGUGCCGGUGGUGGUUGUGGUGGUGGUGCUCCUUUGGUUGAGAAGCCAGACUGUUAAUAUAAUAUAAUUCGGAUUUCGUGCUUUACUUU